Acomys russatus (golden spiny mouse) is the source of this 4539-nucleotide messenger RNA. RefSeq names its product membrane associated guanylate kinase, WW and PDZ domain containing 3 (gene Magi3). The record is from RefSeq and is a predicted model, not a curated record. Lineage: Eukaryota; Metazoa; Chordata; Mammalia; Rodentia; Muridae. The transcript has 21 exons. Gene Ontology annotation, molecular function: protein binding. Bases 77 to 4510 code for a protein of 1477 amino acids. Gene Ontology annotation, cellular component: cytoplasm. Gene Ontology annotation, biological process: signal transduction.
CCGGGCUGUGCGCGGGGCCCAGAGCGGCGCCGCUGCCGCCCGCGCGGGGGCUCCCCAUGGUGCAGCGGAGGUCGGGAUGUCGAAGACGUUGAAGAAGAAGAAGCACUGGCUCAGCAAGGUGCAGGAGUGUGCGGUGUCCUGGGCCGGGCCCCCGGGCGACUUGGGCGCCGAGAUCCGCGGCGGAGCCGAGCGCGGCGAGUUCCCCUACCUGGGGCGGCUCCGCGACGAGCCUGGCGGCGGCGGAGGCACCUGCUGCGUGGUCUCGGGCAAGGCGCCCAGUCCCGGCGAUGUGCUGCUGGAGGUGAACGGGACGCCGGUCAGUGGGCUCACCAACCGGGACACCCUGGCUGUCAUCCGCCACUUCCGCGAGCCCAUCCGUCUGAAGACCGUGAAGCCAGGCAAAGUCAUAAAUAAAGAUUUGCGACAUUACCUGAGUCUCCAGUUUCAGAAAGGAUCAAUUGACCACAAACUACAGCAAGUCAUCAGAGAUAAUCUCUACUUAAGAACCAUCCCAUGCACUACAAGGGCUCCCCGGGAUGGGGAAGUCCCAGGGGUGGAUUAUAAUUUCAUUUCUGUUGAACAAUUCAAAGCACUGGAAGAAAGCGGAGCAUUGUUAGAAAGUGGAACGUAUGAUGGGAAUUUCUAUGGCACUCCCAAGCCUCCAGCAGAGCCUAGUCCUUUCCAGCCAGAUCCUGUUGAUCAGGUCCUCUUCGACAAUGAGUUUGACACAGAAUCCCAAAGAAAACGAACCACAUCUGUGAGCAAGAUGGAAAGGAUGGACAGCUCUCUCCCUGAGGAAGAAGAUGAGGAGGACAAAGAAGCUGUUAAUGGCAGUGGAAGCUUAGAAAACAGAGAAAUGCACUCUGAGUCAUCUGACUGUUGGAUGAAGACAGUUCCAAGUUAUAACCAAACAAAUAGCUCCAUGGACUUUAGAAAUUAUAUGAUGAGGGAUGAGAAUCUGGAACCACUGCCUAAAAAUUGGGAAAUGGCCUACACUGACACAGGAAUGAUCUACUUCAUUGAUCACAACACCAAGACAACCACCUGGCUGGAUCCUCGUCUCUGCAAGAAAGCCAAAGCCCCUGAAGACUGUGAGGAUGGAGAGCUUCCUUAUGGCUGGGAGAAAAUAGAGGACCCUCAGUAUGGAACAUAUUAUGUUGAUCACCUCAACCAGAAAACUCAGUUUGAAAAUCCAGUGGAGGAAGCCAAAAGGAAAAAGCAGAUAGGACAGACUGAAAUUCAUCCUGCAAAAACAGAGGUGGAAAGAUCGCACUUUACUCGGGAUCCAUCCCAACUUAAAGGUGUCCUUGUUCGAGCAUCACUGAAAAAAAGCACAAUGGGAUUUGGUUUUACCAUUAUUGGUGGAGAUAGGCCUGAUGAAUUCCUGCAAGUGAAAAAUGUGCUAAAAGACGGUCCCGCAGCUCAGGACGGGAAAAUUGCACCAGGUGAUGUUAUUGUAGACAUCAAUGGCAACUGUGUCCUUGGUCACACCCAUGCAGAUGUGGUCCAGAUGUUUCAGUUGGUGCCUGUCAACCAGUAUGUCAACCUUACUUUAUGCCGUGGUUAUCCACUUCCUGAUGACAGUGAAGAUCCUGUUGUGGACAUUGUUGCUGCUACCCCUGUCAUCAAUGGACAAUCAUUAGCAAAGGGAGAGACUUGCAUGAAUACUCAGGAUUUUAAACCAGGAGCAAUGGUUUUGGAUCAAAAUGGCAAAUCAGGACAACUCUUGGCCAGUGAUCGUCUGAAUGGUCCAUCGGAUUUAAGUGAGCAGAGAGCAUCCCUGGCAUCAUCAGGCAGCUCCCAGCCUGAACUAGUGACUAUCCCUCUGAUUAAGGGCCCCAAGGGCUUUGGGUUUGCAAUUGCUGACAGCCCAACUGGACAGAAGGUGAAAAUGAUAUUGGAUAGCCAGUGGUGUCAAGGCCUUCAAAAAGGGGAUAUCAUCAAAGAAAUUUACCAUCAAAAUGUACAGAACUUAACACAUCUCCAGGUCGUAGAAGUACUCAAGCAGUUCCCAGUAGGUGCCGAUGUCCCAUUACUUAUCCUAAGAGGAGGUCCUCGUUCACCAACUAAAACUGCCAAAAUGAAAACAGAUACAAAGGAAAAUUCAGGAAGUCUGGAGACCGUAAAUGAGCCUGUUCCCCAGCCUAUGCCGUUCCCGCCCAGCAUUGUCAGGUCAGGGUCCCCGAAGCUGGAUCCUUCUGAGGUUUACCUGAAAUCUAAGACUUUAUAUGAAGAUAAACCACCAAACACCAAAGAUCUGGAUGUUUUUCUUCGGAAACAAGAAUCAGGAUUUGGCUUCAGGGUGCUGGGAGGAGAUGGACCUGACCAAUCUAUAUAUAUUGGGGCCAUCAUUCCCCUGGGAGCAGCUGAAAAGGAUGGUCGGCUGCGUGCUGCUGAUGAGUUGAUGUGCAUUGAUGGGAUUCCUGUCAAAGGAAAAUCACACAAGCAAGUCUUGGACUUAAUGACCACCGCUGCUCGAAAUGGCCACGUGUUGCUGACUGUCAGGAGGAAGAUCUUCUGUGGAGAUAACCAGCCUGAGGAUGGCAGCCCGCAAGCCUUCACCCAGAGUGGGUCUCCUCGCCUGAGCAGGGCGGAGCUCCCAGCCAGGACUGCUCCCCAGGAGGCCUAUGAUGUUGUUUUGCAGAGAAAAGAAAAUGAAGGGUUUGGCUUUGUCAUCCUCACCUCCAAAAGCAAGCCACCGCCGGGAGUUAUUCCCCAUAAAAUUGGCCGAGUCAUAGAUGGAAGUCCAGCUGAUCGCUGUGGAAAGCUGAAAGUCGGAGACCACAUCUCUGCGGUGAAUGGACAGUCCAUUGUUGACCUAUCCCAUGAUAAUAUUGUUCAGCUGAUCAAAGAUGCUGGAGUCACCGUCACACUGACAGUCGUUGCUGAAGACGAGCACCAUGGUCCGCCAUCAGGAACAAACUCAGCCAGGCAAAGCCCAGCACUGCAGCACAGGCCUAUGGGACAGGCACAAGCCAACCACAUACCUGGGGACAGAACUGCCCUAGAAGGUGAAAUUGGGAAAGAUGUCUGCAGUUCUUACAGACACUCCUGGUCUGACCAUAAGCACCUCGCACAGCCUGACACCGCAGUGAUUGCAGUUGUGGGCAGUCGGCACAGUCAGAGCCUCGGCUGUUACCCUGUGGAGCUGGAGAGAGGCCCUCGAGGCUUUGGCUUCAGCCUCCGUGGUGGGAAGGAAUACAACAUGGGGCUGUUCAUCCUUCGCCUCGCUGAGGACGGCCCUGCCAUCAAAGACGGCAGAAUUCAUGUUGGUGACCAGAUCGUUGAAAUCAACGGAGAACCUACACAAGGCAUCACACAUACACGAGCAAUUGAACUCAUUCAGGCUGGUGGGAAUAAAGUCCUCCUCCUCCUGAGGCCAGGAACUGGCUUGAUACCUGACCAUGGUGAUUGGGAUAUUAAUAGUCCUUCAUCUUCCAAUGUCAUUUAUGAUGAACAGCCACCACUUCUUCCAUCUUCACUUUCUGCUUCCACAUCUGAAGAGUGUCAUGUGCCAGUAACUGAAGACUCUCUGAUUAGAGUUCAGAUACAUGAAAAGGCAGAAGAACUAAAGGACCCUGUACCAGAAAAGAAAAGCACUUUAAAUGGAAGCCAGCCUGAGAUGAAGCAUCAGUCUGUUCUCCAGAAAAAUGUGAGGAAGAAGGAUCCACCCAGCAGUUACAGCCAUGGGGAGAAGAAUCUGCUGAAAGGAGAAAACGGUGUCACUCCAAGAGGUAGAUCUGCUAGUCCCCAAAAGUCAGCUAACCAACACUCAGAGGAACAUUCAGAAAGGAUUAUCAGGCCCCUAAAACGUGACCCCAAAGGAAAAUCUAGAGAUCGGUCACUCAGCCCUAGGAAAGGAGAGAGCAAAGGUCAGCUCAGCUCUGAGGCGGGCUCUGGACACGGUCCCUGCGCACAAGGCAGAGGACGGUCCUCCAGCCCCAGGAAGCAGCAGAAGAUGGGAAGCAACAGCCCGUCAAACGCUGAAAGCAAAUUACCAGAGGCUGCAAGCCAGAGAGGAGCAGGCCAUUCUAGUGACAGCACUGAACAGCUCCCAGACAGGAAAGAAAGGUCAGGGGUCAUCAGGAAAGAUCUGAAGCAGAGUCAACUGGGAAAAAACACAACAAGAUCUCCAGAGAAAAACAGCAAUAAAACUGAUGAAAUGUCUCUUCCAUCCAAAAAGAUUAGCAACACUGCUAGUAGGGUAGUGUCUGAAAAGGAGAAAGGGAGGAAGCCAACCACAGGAGAAACAAGUAGAGACAAGACAGGAGAAAAAGUCCAGAUCUCGGCGAAGAAGCUCAAGCAGGCACCUGAAGAGAAGGUGGCGUUAAGCAAAGCAGACCACACAGGGAAAGAGCCAGAGGCCACUGCCAGAUGCAAGGAGGGUGCAGGGGCCACACCUGAAAGUAGCGCUUCAGCCAAGAAAGCACCCAUCACUCCAGGACCCUGGAGAGUGCCACGUGCAAAUAAAGUCACAGGCACUACUGGCAUGGCUGACAAACAGCUGUGACCUUUCCUAUAAAACAAAGAAAAUUAAGU